GUCAUAACUAAACCAAAAAUGACAUUUUGAUUUACUAAUAAAUAUUUUUUAACUUAUCGGAAAUACGUUUGGAUUGGGAUGUGUGGCGAUGUCGCGUUGGAUCAAGAAUAAUCUUGCAAGACUCUCUUCGCUGUCACAAAUCACCAACAGCAACCCCUCCGCCUCCAAGAUUAUGGAAGUGGAAGUAAAGCUCCGGCUGCCGGACUCCACCGCCCAUCAGAAACUUUCCGAUUUACUCUCUCCUUACCACACCAAAACCCACCUCCAACAAAACCUUUUCUUCGACACCCCAUCACUCUCCCUCGCCACCACUCACCUCGCCGCCCUCCGCCUCCGCUUCUACGACCUCGACUCCCACGCCAUCCUCUCCCUCAAAGCCAAACCCGUCAUUGCCGCCGGAAUCAGUCGCAUAGAGGAGGAAGAAGAGUUCCUAGACCCCUCCCUCGCCCGCGCUUGCGCCGCGGAGCCAUGGCGGUUCUCCACCAUCGAGAAAUCCAGAAUCUUGAAGAGAGUAAAUGAAGAAUUCGGGGUUGAUCUAAUGGAACUCGUGUCUCUUGGAGGGUUUAGAAAUGUGAGAGCUGUUCAUAAGUGGAAUGGUUUGAAAUUGGAAUUGGAUGAAACUCAGUUUGAUUUUGGGGUUAAUUAUGAGAUUGAAUGCGAGAGUGAUGAUCCUGAUGAAGCUAAAUUAAUGCUGGAAGAGUUGCUUAAUCAAAAUGGGAUUUGUUUUUCUUAUUCCCAGGUCUCAAAAUUCGCCAUAUUUAGAUCAGGGAAGCUGCCUGAAUUCAAGUAAGCCUUACCAAAUUCUUUGAAAUUGUUUUUCUUGAGUUGUUGGGCAUGUAAAUCUAAAUUAUUGUAUCUGGUGAAUCUUGAAAUAUGAUGUAUGCUUGAGAAAACAGUCUAGUUGGUUAGCCAUUGAUUCAAUUCAUGUAAUUUUGAGGCUAUUGAGUUUGAUGGUUUAGAACGUAGAAGUGGUACUCCAAAUUGUCGUGAAAAACAAAAAUUUGUAAUGCUGAAUUCGAUUUGUCUGGCUUGAAACCGUUCAAGAGGCAUAUUUGAUUGCACAA
Lactuca sativa (garden lettuce) is the source of this 1064-nucleotide messenger RNA. RefSeq names its product triphosphate tunnel metalloenzyme 3. The record is from RefSeq and is a predicted model, not a curated record. NCBI's taxonomy places the organism in Eukaryota, Viridiplantae, Streptophyta, Magnoliopsida, Asterales, Asteraceae.